CUAAUGCCACGACGUCAACUACAUCGGCUGUCACUCAGCCCCGCCCACAGACGAACGCCACUUUCACUACUCUCGCAACUCUCACGACUUUAACCACGACUCCCGCAGGAACGGCGGCGUCCAUUAACGUGCCCUACAUGGUGGCGGAGCUGGUCAUCGCCUUCCUGUCCACUGUGGGCAACCUGCUGGUGUGCGCCGCUGUGGGGUUUAAUCGGAAGCUGCACACGGUCACUAAUUACUUCCUGGUGUCGUUGGCGGUGGCAGACGUGUGCGUGGGGGCGCUGGCUAUCCCCUGCGCCAUCAUGACCGAUCUGGGCAUCCCGCGCCACAACCUGUACUUGUGCGUGUUCAUGCUGUCGGUGCUCAUCAUGCUGACUCAGAGCUCCAUCUUCAGCUUGCUAGCGGUGGCGGUCGAGCGCUACGUGGCCAUCUUCAUGCCCUUUCGCUACCACAGCACCAUGACGCCACGUAACGCGCUGCUCAUCAUCCUGAUCACGUGGGUGCUGGCUUUCCUCAUCGGCCUGGUCCCGCUCAUGGGCUGGCACAAGACUCCGCCCGGGGACGAAUUCUGCUUCUUCGUCAACGUGGUGGAGAUGACCUACAUGGUGUACUUCAACUUCUUCGCGUGCGUGCUGACGCCGCUCGUCGUCAUGUUCCUGAUCUACGCGCAGAUCUUCCUCACGGUCAAGCAGCAGAUGCGCAGGAUCGCGGCGGAUCGCGGAGGCCAGGGCAACAGCGACGGAGCCACCAACAUCAAGAAGGAGAUGAAGACGGCCACGUCGCUCUUCCUCGUGCUCUUCCUCUUCACCGUCUGCUGGAUCCCGCUGCACAUCAUCAACUGCUUCCUGCUGCUGUGCCCUCAAUGCUACGUGCCCCUGCCCCUCCUCCUCACCGCCAUCAUCCUGUCUCACGCCAACUCGGCCGUCAACCCUUUCCUCUACGCCUACAAGAUGAAGUCCUUCAGGGAAGCCUUCAAAGGCAUUUUCCUGUGCUGCAGGGGAUUCGGCAGCGAAAGACAGGAUCACCAUGACGACGGACGCAUAGCGACCGUACACAAAUCCUGA
Ictalurus furcatus (blue catfish) is the source of this 1064-nucleotide messenger RNA. RefSeq names its product adenosine receptor A2a-like. The transcript has a single exon. Gene Ontology annotation, biological process: vasodilation; adenylate cyclase-activating G protein-coupled receptor signaling pathway; G protein-coupled adenosine receptor signaling pathway. The record is from RefSeq and is a predicted model, not a curated record. Bases 138 to 1064 code for a protein of 308 amino acids. Lineage: Eukaryota; Metazoa; Chordata; Actinopteri; Siluriformes; Ictaluridae. Gene Ontology annotation, cellular component: membrane. Gene Ontology annotation, molecular function: G protein-coupled adenosine receptor activity.